Etheostoma spectabile (orangethroat darter) is the source of this 852-nucleotide messenger RNA. RefSeq names its product chromosome 1 C15orf48 homolog (gene coxfa4l3). Bases 158 to 415 code for a protein of 85 amino acids. Gene Ontology annotation, cellular component: respiratory chain complex IV. NCBI's taxonomy places the organism in Eukaryota, Metazoa, Chordata, Actinopteri, Perciformes, Percidae. The record is from RefSeq and is a predicted model, not a curated record. The transcript has 5 exons.
CUGUAGCAUUUCAGUGCAGGAAGCUGUGUCUGUCUACGUGCCUUUCACCUCGUCCUACCUCACGUCAUUCAGCCUACAUCAGCCCGGCUCACAGGAUGCUGCGCUAAGAGACAUCAAGGACUUCUCAGCAACAACAGGUAUUUGAGAAAUUUCAAAAAUGGUGGGAUUUUUCCAAAUGUUGAGCAAGAAAAAGGAGUUGAUCCCUCUGAUAGGGUUCAUGGCUUUUGCUGCAACAGGAGCCACCUCUGCUGCUAUCUACUUUCUAUUAACCAAACCUGAUGUUAUCUUGAAUAAGACCACAAACCCAGAACCAUGGGAGAGACUUAACCCAUCUAAACCCCUGCAGCUCAUCACCAUCAAUCAGCAAUGGAAACCAGUGGAGGAGCUGGAGUAUGUAAAGAGCCUCACCAAGUAAAAGAAGGCGGGCAUCUGCUAGAAAGAUCCACAGUCUGGCCGCCUGCCUGCCCCCCAUCAGUCUAACAGAAUCCUUUCUGCACAAACUAGGAUGCUUUGACACUCAGUGUGCGGAAAUGCUUCUGCUCCACUGUUGGGGUUUCACAUGGCUCUGUAGUGGCCCAGCCUGAGGACAUCCAUCCACAACAGUAGGAAACUAUAGUAACUGUUACUCAUACUGCCAUAAACAGAAAAAAUACUAUCUUAUUCCAGGUUUCUGUCAUUACAGCUAGAGAGCUACAUUUACAUUGAAUAAGCUGUGGUGUUUAAUUGCUCUUACAGCAGAUGUGAAUGCACGAUAGUUUCUAAAUGUGAAAGAAACAAAAUGUAAAAAAGAAAUCGUAAUAUAAUAAUGUCCUAAUAAGUAAUGUAUGUGUCAAUAAAUUAUUGUGAACAUCA